Beta vulgaris subsp. vulgaris (sugar beet) is the source of this 645-nucleotide messenger RNA. RefSeq lists its product as hypothetical. The transcript has a single exon. The record is from RefSeq and is a predicted model, not a curated record. NCBI's taxonomy places the organism in Eukaryota, Viridiplantae, Streptophyta, Magnoliopsida, Caryophyllales, Amaranthaceae. The coding region runs from base 1 to 645 and encodes 214 amino acids.
AUGGCGGUACCAGAGAAUUCAAAGUUAGGGAUUUGCUAUAUAUGGCUCAUCUCUUUCAUCCUUUUCGUCUUCACAGUCUCAGGUGCCAUCUUCUUGCUGAUGUACAUGAUCCAGCCUACAUCCCCCACCACUUCUUUGUACCCUGUUAUCGGUGUGUCUCUCAUUAGCUUCCCUUGGUUCUUUUGGCUCCUUACAAUCCUUUAUCGGAUUGUGUCACGUGCUUGUGGGUUUAGGAUGAGUUGUUUUGGUUCCUAUGGUGCUGAUCACCCUGAUGAUCGUGUUCCUUCUGGUGCGCCGGCCAUCAACAAUGGUGGUGGAGGUGGUGGUAGUCCUGUUCAUAAUGCUAGUAUAGCCACUACUAAUGGUAUCGGUGAAGUCGAGAAUGGCGUUAAUGGUGAUUUAGAAAAUGGGAAUAGGAAUGAGAACGGGAACGGGAACAGGAUGUCUGCGGUGGGAUCGCAGCCAGGAAGUCCAAGGCGGGUUCAUUUCGGAGGGGUGGUAAUAUUAGGUGAGGAUAAUGGUGUUGCUCAUGAAAACCAGGGAAACCCAAAACCAAUAUCAUCACCAAGAUCAUCAUCGUCAUCAUCUUCGUCGGAAAAUUGUAAUGAGAGUGAACUGCCUCUGAGAUUUUCUAUGGCCUCUUGA